Messenger RNA from Gongylonema pulchrum, 453 nucleotides. Lineage: Eukaryota; Metazoa; Nematoda; Chromadorea; Rhabditida; Gongylonematidae. The record is from the annotation of a GenBank genome assembly.
GUCCGUCCGAAACCAUUUGAAGAGAUCUGUUCUAAUGGAGGUGCAACAGAGCACUGUACAGCAGCAUCGGCUUACUAUGAAGUGUGCUCGAAUGCAGGCGUCGAUACGUCACUACCGUCGGAUUGCGUAAAGUGCGAUAAUGGGCUGAAUUUGGGCGAAGAACGGAAAGUCGAGAAGCCGCCCACUGAACGCGACGUUGUGUUUGUCGUGGAAGAAAGCAAAUGUUUGGAAAUAAAGUGCGAUAAUGGGCUGAAUUUGGGCGAGGAACGGAAAGUCGAGAAGCCGCCCACUGAACGCGACGUUGUGUUUGUCGUGGAAGAAAGCAAAUGUUUGGAAAGUCAGAAAGACAAAGUAGAAAAACUCGCACAAAGGAUCAGUCGCGAACAGCGGUACGUGAACUGCGCAAUGACAUAUCAAAGAACUAGAGAAGAGAGGGCCAAGAAAAGAAAAUAA